Molecule: messenger RNA, 504 nt
Organism: Microdochium trichocladiopsis
Lineage: Eukaryota; Fungi; Ascomycota; Sordariomycetes; Xylariales; Microdochiaceae
Exons: 3
Coding region: 1-504 (167 amino acids)
Source: RefSeq, a predicted model, not a curated record
AUGCAUUUCAAGACAGCCACUAUCGUCGCCCUCGUGGCUUCGCUCGGAGGCAACCUCUUUACAAGUGCAGCUCCUGUCGCGGACGUCGCUGUCCCCGAAGCCUCCACCACGGACGUUGAGAUUCACGAGAUACUGGCUGUUAAUACUACUGUCUCGCUCGAUAAGCGAGACGGUGGUUUCUUCGGCUCCUGCGAUGUUGUCCGUCUUGGUAACCCUACGAGCACGCUCAUCGCCGAUUGCCGUGAUCUUUCGGGCAACUGGCGCACGUCAACCCUCAACCUGAACCGCUGCUUCGCGAACCUGAACGGGAAUCUGGCAUACGUACAACACGGCAAUUAUGGUAACUCGUGCGAUGUCAGGGGUUCUUACCUUGAUGUCAACAGAAAUUAUGCCAUUCGCUGCCAAGGAAACAAUGGGGUAUACGGGCCGCUGAAGGCCUAUCCGAUUAACCCCUAUAUUACCAAUGCCUCUGGCCAGCUCAUGUGCUUCGGUGGCAGCACCUAA